Molecule: messenger RNA, 705 nt
Organism: Cooperia oncophora
Lineage: Eukaryota; Metazoa; Nematoda; Chromadorea; Rhabditida; Trichostrongylidae
Source: the annotation of a GenBank genome assembly
AUGAUUCGUCUGGGUGACCUUCGAUGCGAUCAGGCAGUCUCACCCGAUGAGCUGUUCCAAUCCGUAUGGAAAAUUUCUCCUAGAUUUAGAGGAUACCACCAACAAGAUGCUCAUGAAUUCCUGCGUUGUACGAUGGAUCGAGUCCACUCGGAGUUGAGACGAUGCCGAUUGCCGGAAUCAGUGGAUCAGUGGUUGGCCGCUGCAUGUGGAGGCAGUGAAUCGCCAAAUGGCUCCGCAGUCACGACCUUGUUUGAAGGUUCUUUGCAAAGCCAGGUGGUCUGCCUGACAUGUCACACUGCGAGCAAUAAGCAUGAUCCCUUCCUAGACUUGUCGCUCGAUAUAUUCGUCCCUGCUGCGAAUGGAAGGGCCAGUAACGUGCGGCUGUCGGAAUGCAUAAAGCGAUUUUUCGCCAAGGAAGAACUAGAUCAUUGCGAGCAGUAUAUGUGCAGCAAUUGCAAAGACAAAACGCCGUCCACUAAGCAGCUCUUCUUGAGAGUGCUGCCGAAUGUGCUGUGUCUUCAUUUGAAACGCUUUCGGUGGUCGCAUUUCAAUAGAGCUAAACUCGAUAACAUGGUCGAUUUCCCACUGAGCGGUCUGGAUAUCACACCAUUCAUGGCACAGUGCGCAGCUUCACGCGUCGCUGAGAGCUCUGGUAGUAUCACCUUCGACUUGUCAUCUGUUGUUGUUCAUCACGGAUCAGGGUGA